Molecule: messenger RNA, 2451 nt
Organism: Cyanidioschyzon merolae strain 10D
Lineage: Eukaryota; Rhodophyta; Bangiophyceae; Cyanidiales; Cyanidiaceae
Product: similar to trefoil factor
Exons: 1
Coding region: 1-2451 (816 amino acids)
Source: RefSeq, a predicted model, not a curated record
AUGGUAUUUUUGGAGAGCAAUAUACGUAGAGGCCGCCCAGGAGGUCAAGGCUUUCGGAUGAAGCCUUCGCUAUUUAUUAUUUGUUUCAUACUUUGCAGUGUGUUCGCGUCUCUCGUACGGGCAGCGACUGUGACACCUACACCGACUGCGACUGCGACACCGACUGCGACACCGACACCUACACCUACACCUACACCGACACCUCCAUCGGCUACGACACCGACACCGACACCGACACCUCCAUCGGCUACGACACCGACACCGACACCGACACCGACACCGACACCUCCAUCGGCUACGACUACGACUACGACACCGACACCGACACCGACACCGACACCUCCAUCGGCUACGACUACGACUACGACACCGACUGCGACACCGACUGCGACACCGACUGCGACACCGACUGCGACACCGACUGCGACACCGACUGCGACACCGACUGCGACACCGACACCUACACCGACUGCGACACCGACUGCGACACCGACUGCGACACCGACUGCGACACCGACUGCGACACCGACUGCGACACCGACUGCGACACCGACUGCGACACCGACUGCGACACCGACUGCGACACCGACACCGACACCGACUGCGACACCGACUGCGACUGCGACUGCGACUGCGACUGCGACUGCGACGGCGACUUCUACGGCAACUCCGACACCGAUUGCGACGAUGACUCCGACAAUUACAUCAUCGCCAACGAUUACUGUAACAGCGUCUCCAACGACAGUGACGAUGACACCGACGAUGACUCCAACUGCAACAACGUCACCAACAAUCGUGCCGACGACGAUUGCCACCUCGAUUGCGAUAUCCGUUCAGAAUCUUUCUCUUUGUUUGGCCGUGGCGACGGAUUUGCAGAACGAUCUCGAGGCUCGCUUCACGGGCCUGGUAGUGAAUGUCAGCGUGACUGAUAACUGCGACACGGUCUUCGGUUCGGGCACAUCAAGGCGCCUCGCCACCACAUUAGACAAGAGCAAUCCUCGUCUGGAACGAGCAUUGGUGCGCACGUCGGGCGGCAGUGUUGUGACCUAUGUGAUUAAGAUCUCAGGAGACACAUCCCUCGCCAGUGAUGCGCAAAGUGUGCUUCAAACUUUCACCGACCAGCUUUCUACAAUUCUACCCUCUGGUGCGACACUUGCUAUUAUAACCCCGACACCGAGUGCAACGCCAACACCAGUUUGCACGAGUGAAAUCUGCGGUUCUCCGGGCCAGUACACAAACCGGGACGCUUGCGAGCAAGUCGGGUGCUGCUUUAACUCCCAGACGAACGCGUGCACCCUGAAGAGCGUCUCAGCGGCCUGCAGCGCUGUUCCAGUGACGCAGCGCGUCCCCUGCGGCUGGAGCUACAUCUACCCCGACGAGUGCACUGCGAUACCGGGAUGCUGCUGGCAGCCAACGGCGAACGGCAUCCUGGCACCCUGGUGCUACUACGACAUCAACCAUGCACCGCAGGCCUCUGUAGCGCUGCAGGAGGUGCAGGCACCGGUUCCCCUCUGCCCGUCACCGGGAGCGCAGCGCCAGCCGUGCGGCAACGCGGGCAUCAACCAGUUUACGUGCUAUGCCCAGGGCUGCUGCUACGACUCGCAGGCGCAGAACCAGUGGGUGCAGAACGGCAAGCAGCAGAGCGACUUUGCGUCGAACCCGUACUGCUUCCAGCCCGAGAAGACGUGCGCGGUGGGCGAGUUUGAGCGCCAGCCGUGCACGAACGCGGUGAAUCAGAACCAGCAGCUGAACAAUAACAUCAACAACAACCAGUUUGUGCGUCUGCUGAACACGCUUCUGUACGGAGAGCAGCACGGGACGCAGCGCACGAGCUACUCGCCGCAGCAGUGUCUGGAGGCUGGUUGCUGCCUGGGGCUCAGCAACGAGUGCUUCCAGCCGAUGACCGAGUACGUGUGCCAGACCUACGGGUAUGUGUCGAACUCGCUGAGCGGCACGACCGGCAACGUAUCGAACUCGAGCUAUAUUCCGUGUGGCCCGGAGUGCUGCAACGCCGAGACGCAGAACUGCACGUACAACCCGUUCAGCAACAACAACAACCAGCAGCAGCAGCAGCAGCAGCAAUUGCAACAACUGCAGCAACAACAGGUGCUGCUGCCGUCAUUCUGUGUGUGCAAGGACCCUACGAAGCAGUGCGGGACGUACCUGAUCCCUUCGGAUAACCUUGUGAACAAGGUGCGUUGCUGCCGCGCUGACGAGGAGUGCAUCAACAACCAAUGUGUGGUGAUUAGUCCAACACCGACUCCGAGUCCCGUGGCUGUGACAGCGACACCCUCUGCGACGGUGUCUGCAACAGUCUCUGCGACAGCUUCUGCGACGGUGUCUGCGAGUGCAUCAACGAGUGCAUCAGCGAGUGCUUCAGUUUCAGCCUCUGUGUCGACGUCUGCGAGCGCCUCGGAAUCAGCGACAUCUUCAGCUCCACCGACUGCGUGA